AUGCUGCGGGAUAUCGGCGAUGAGGUGAUUCCUGCAGACGUUUCACGCAUUUGGCUCGAUAUGGCUACAAGUCCUGUGACGCUCGUCGACGCAAUGCGACAAGAUCGAUCUACGAGAUUGCGAUGUAGCGCCAUCAAUCACUUAGGACGCUCACUUGCAGCAAAGGACUGGCAGAACGUCUGGGAUACUCUGGAUGCAGAGCAGGGAAUAGUCAAGUCGCUCUCUCGAUUCUCCCCUUACGAGGUCAGACAUUUUACCAGGGCAAUAGGUCGUAGCAUCAGAGCAUCCCAACCGAAUCACGCCGCCAAGAGGACUGUUGUGAGCAAAUUGUACCCCCAUCUCAGACAGGUGGCAGGCUUUCCAGCAAAGGCAUCACCAGACGACCAAAUCGCCGCAGAGGUUAGGGUUUUGUGCAUCGAAGCUAUGAGCCCAAAAGAGCAAAGUCGAGUUGUCAGACAAGUAUUUACUUCCCGCGGCUGCGUCUGUUGGGCUAAAGCGGUUGUACGCUCGGCGCUAAUCCUCGAAGCUCGGUCGUCCCAAGUCGAGUCCGGUCGUUUGCCAAACUCGGUCCGCACUGAAUGA
Messenger RNA from Pseudozyma hubeiensis SY62, 582 nucleotides. RefSeq lists its product as hypothetical. NCBI's taxonomy places the organism in Eukaryota, Fungi, Basidiomycota, Ustilaginomycetes, Ustilaginales, Ustilaginaceae. The coding region runs from base 1 to 582 and encodes 193 amino acids. The record is from RefSeq and is a predicted model, not a curated record. The transcript has a single exon.